AUGAACCCGUUUUCCUCCCGACGCUCGAGCGGCGUCAACGCCAACGUCUCCUCCCCGAGAAGAAAGCAUAAAGACCAGCUAGGCAUGCUCGGUCUCGCCGACAACACGCGCAACAACACCGUCGCCGUGAUCGGCGAGUUCGUCGGCACCUUCCUCUUCCUCUUCUGGUCCUUUGUCGGCGCCCAGAUCUCCAACACGCCCAAGCCUCAAGAUGGCGCCCCCCCUAAUACAUCGAACUUGCUAUUUGUGUCGCUGUGUUUUGGCUUCUCCUUGACGGUGAAUGUCUGGGCGUUUUAUCGGAUCACGGGUGGGUUAUUUAACCCUUCGGUGACGCUUGCUUUGUUCCUCGUUGGGGGGCUGCCGGCUGUGAGAGCACUUCUCGUCUUCGUUGCUCAGCUACUUGGAGGGAUCUGUGCUGCGGCGGUGGUGUCUGCCCUCUUCCCGGGACCACUCACUGUGGAAACAUUGUUGGGCGGAGGAACGUCGAUAUCCCAGGGGCUGUUCAUCGAGAUGUUCCUGACGGCGCAGCUGGUGUUUGUGAUCAUCAUGCUCGCAGUGGUCAAGCACAAAUCGACGUUCCUUGCCCCUGUUGGAAUCGGUCUCGCUUUCUUCUUGACUGAACUUUGUGGCAUCUACUUCACUGGAGGUUCUCUCAAUUUUGCCCGCUCCCUUGGCCCGGCAGUCGUGAACCGCCACUUCCCAGGCUACUUCUGGAUCUACUUCGUCGGCCCGCUUCUCGGUUCCCUCCUCGCAGCGGGCUUCUAUAAACUGCUGAACGGCAUGCGCUACCAGACCUGCAACCCCGGCCAGGACUUAUGCGAAGAGGAGGUACCACAGCAGAGCGGUACCAUUCCUGGCCAUUAUGAGAACGGAAACCCCCCACUUAAGCACGCGCGGAAUGUCUCUGGGGCCACCGCGGUGGAUCAUGACGAGCGAACUGGUGGCCAAACAAUUCCGGUGCAGAAUGACAACUAUGCCAAUACGGAGUUGCGCCAGGAUGGGAUUUCGCCUCUUGGAAGCAGCACCUAUACGACUCCCGCAUACAACGGCAGCGCACCUGUCGUGCAGGCCGGGCAGGCCGGGUAUGCGGCUAGGGAGUACGUGUAAUGGUAGGCUUUUGAGGCGAGCCAUUUGAGAAGACCCUUAGAGGUGGCGAGGAGAAGUUGAGAGAGGGCGUGCAGCGGUGGAACGUAUGGUCGAGC
Messenger RNA from Pseudogymnoascus verrucosus, 1202 nucleotides. RefSeq lists its product as uncharacterized. The transcript is spliced from 3 exons. Gene Ontology annotation, cellular component: plasma membrane. Gene Ontology annotation, molecular function: water channel activity. Lineage: Eukaryota; Fungi; Ascomycota; Leotiomycetes; Thelebolales; Thelebolaceae. The coding region runs from base 1 to 1107 and encodes 368 amino acids. The record is from RefSeq and is a predicted model, not a curated record. Gene Ontology annotation, biological process: transmembrane transport.